This is a messenger RNA of Drosophila eugracilis, 715 nucleotides long. It is a transcript of the gene boca, whose product is annotated as LDLR chaperone boca. The transcript is spliced from 2 exons. The record is from RefSeq and is a predicted model, not a curated record. The coding region runs from base 79 to 621 and encodes 180 amino acids. Gene Ontology annotation, biological process: protein folding. NCBI's taxonomy places the organism in Eukaryota, Metazoa, Arthropoda, Insecta, Diptera, Drosophilidae.
GUCGCGUUUCCAUGCGAAUGGCAAAUCGUUAGGUGACGUGUUUGGUCGUGUAAACUGAGUAAAAUUUUAUAAAACAACAUGCAACCACGAAUUAUUUUGUUACUCCUGGCUCUGGCACCGCUGGUCCUGGCCAAGAAGUUUAAAGAGGAGGAUAAACCGGCGUGGGCAAAGAAGGACAUACGCGACUACAGCGAGGCCGACUUGGAGCGUCUGCUGGAUCAAUGGGAGGAGGAUGAAGAGCCCCUGGAGCCGGAUGAGCUGCCUGAGCACCUGCGACCGCAGCCCAAGUUAGAUCUCUCGAAUCUGGACAGCAAGAACCCCGAGGACUUACUUAAGGUAUCCAAAAAAGGGCGGACGCUAAUGACAUUUGUCUCGGUAACCGGUAAACCAACCAGAAAGGAAGCCGAAGACAUUACCAAGCUAUGGCAGACCAGUCUCUGGAACAAUCACAUCCAGGCAGAGCGCUACAUGGUUGAUGAUGACCGCGCUAUUUUCCUUUUCAAGGAUGGUACCCAAGCCUGGGAGGCCAAGGAUUUCCUCAUCGAACAGGAUCGUUGCAAGGGCGUUACCAUCGAGAACAAGGAAUACCCGGGUAUUCAUGCGCAAAAGGACGAAUUGUAGGCUACUCCUACGACUCUAUCAAAACAUUCUCAUACUGAAGUAUUUUAAGCACAAAGUUGAACAAAUUUAAAUAAAGUGGAUUUAUUCACGAGUA